Molecule: messenger RNA, 1242 nt
Organism: Aspergillus terreus NIH2624
Lineage: Eukaryota; Fungi; Ascomycota; Eurotiomycetes; Eurotiales; Aspergillaceae
Gene: ddiA
Product: putative DNA damage-inducible v-SNARE binding protein Ddi1
Exons: 2
Coding region: 1-1242 (413 amino acids)
Biological process (GO): proteolysis
Molecular function (GO): protein binding; aspartic-type endopeptidase activity
Source: RefSeq, a predicted model, not a curated record
AUGACUGUCGACCUCCUCAAGGCCAUUGUUGAAAGCGAGACCUCCAUUCCCCCGAACGCCCAGCGGAUCCUUUACAACAACCAGCUUCUCGGCGAUGACACUCGCACCCUGGAGCAGGUCGGCAUCGGCGAGGGUGACAUGCUGGGUGUCCAGGUUAUGCUACGAACCCCUCAGCAACCCGCUCGGGCCCUCGGGGGUUCGAGUGCCGCCGCAGCGCAGCAGAAUCUCCAGCGGCGACAGGCUAUGGGCCCAGAUCCUGAGACCAUCCGACUGCAUAUCCUAGGAGACCCCCGAGUUCGCGAAGCUGUCCGGCGACAGAACCCAGAACUCUCCAAUGCUGCAGAUGACCCCCAGCGGUUCCGGGAAGUCCUGAUCGCACAGCAGCGGCGCGAAGCGCAGUUGGAAGCGGAGAAGGAGGCCCGGAUUGCCAUGCUGAAUGCGGAUCCUUUCAACCCAGAGAACCAGCGGGAGAUCGAGGAGAUCAUUCGUCAGAAUGCCGUAACGGAAAAUCUCCAUAACGCCAUGGAACAUCAUCCAGAAUCUUUCGGUCGCGUAACGAUGCUUUACAUCCCUGUCGAGGUUAAUGGCCACCGACUCAAUGCCUUCGUCGAUUCCGGUGCCCAAGUUACGAUCAUGUCCCCCGAAUGUGCAACUGCCUGUAAUAUUAUGCGACUGGUCGAUCAACGAUAUGGUGGUAUUGCAAAGGGUGUGGGAACAGCCAACAUCCUUGGUCGGGUGCAUUCCGCGCAGAUCAAAAUCGGGAGUUUGUUCCUUCCCUGCUCUUUCACUGUCAUGGAAGGUAAACACAUCGAUUUGCUUUUAGGCCUGGACAUGUUGAGGCGCCACCAGGCUUGCAUCGAUCUCAAACGGGGCGCCCUCAUCAUCCAGGAUCAAGCCGUGCCGUUCCUCGGGGAGGCCGACAUUCCCAAACAUCUCCAAGACGAGUUCGAGGAUGAACCAAUGGUGAAAGGCAGUGAUGGAGCGGAAGUCGGUGCUCGGACGGGCGCGGUCACCCACCAGGCUAACCAAGGUGGCGCCAGUUCUGCCGGACCAUCGUCAGCCCCAGCCCCUUCCUCCAACGCCCCUCGCAUUAAUAUUCGCCCAGCACCAACGCAGUCGUCGCGUUGGCCGCAGGACUCGAUCGCGAAAAUUACCGAAUUAGGAUUCACACGCGAGGAAGCCAUGCGGGCGCUGGAUGCCGCGAAUGGAGACCUCGAUGGCGCUAUUGGAUUCUUGAUUUGA